GCGCCAGUCCGCAUAAAUUCCUUCCAAAAUGCCGUCGCACAAGACCUUCCGUACCAAGCGCAUCCUCGCCAAGAAGGCCAAGCAGAACCGCCCGAUCCCGCAGUGGAUCCGUCUGCGCACAAACAACACCAUCAAGUACAACGCCAAGCGCCGCCACUGGCGCCGCACCAAGCUCGGCCUGUAAGCAGCUGGGCUGGACGUGGCAGUUUUACGAUCGUCGCGGGAGGCAGAUGGACGCGGUCUCUCUGGGCGCCGCUGGCUGGGCUCGGCUUCAGUCGGUACUGCCCUGGUGCGCGGUUUCGUGCUGGCUCCCUGGAGUUGGUGGACUGUAACAGGACCCUCCUUUUGGUAGCAGCGGAUAACCAGAACGAAUUCUCUUGAGAAGGAC
This is a messenger RNA of Phytophthora sojae, 388 nucleotides long. RefSeq lists its product as hypothetical. Gene Ontology annotation, cellular component: ribosome; cytosolic large ribosomal subunit. The coding region runs from base 29 to 184 and encodes 51 amino acids. The record is from RefSeq and is a predicted model, not a curated record. Lineage: Eukaryota; Oomycota; Peronosporomycetes; Peronosporales; Peronosporaceae. Gene Ontology annotation, molecular function: structural constituent of ribosome. Gene Ontology annotation, biological process: translation. The transcript is spliced from 2 exons.